Cladophialophora immunda is the source of this 3699-nucleotide messenger RNA. RefSeq lists its product as uncharacterized. Lineage: Eukaryota; Fungi; Ascomycota; Eurotiomycetes; Chaetothyriales; Herpotrichiellaceae. Gene Ontology annotation, molecular function: polyubiquitin modification-dependent protein binding. The transcript is spliced from 2 exons. Gene Ontology annotation, biological process: proteasome-mediated ubiquitin-dependent protein catabolic process. Bases 121 to 3534 code for a protein of 1137 amino acids. The record is from RefSeq and is a predicted model, not a curated record. Gene Ontology annotation, cellular component: cytosol; proteasome regulatory particle, base subcomplex; nucleus.
GCUUGAUCUCUCUACGAUAGACAACAGAUUCUCUCAAACCAUACCUGCGCCAGACUUUUAGACUGACCCAACCCUUGGCUCAGUCUUGACAAUCCAACCAGUUUUCUCUUCAAACUUUUUAUGCACCCUGCGCCCUCUGAAGCCUCUCAAAACGCGACUUCAGUAGAACCAACCCAGCAACUCCCCUCGCCUUCUACACAGCAUGGACUUCCAGACGUUGAACAUGAGGCCUCUGGCGGCUUGCCCUCCACGAGAAGCCCCAGUGAACCGACUCCAGAUGCAGAUGAACCGUUUGACAAUGUCUCCGUACACUCCAGCGGCACCCAGCGUGGACGGUCCUCCAACGCCAGAUGGAUAAGCAGUCGAGACAGUUCCUCUCAAGGCUCUCCUGGUAGUCGUAUCGACGAGUAUGAAAGGGCACACACACAAUAUCGGAAACCAUCCGAUGGCAUGAUCUUCCAGGUUAUUCCAUCUUCGAAAGACAAGACUUCGAGGGUUUCAAUUGAGAACUUCCCGAAUGAGGUUCUCACCCAUAUUCUCUCUCACCUCCCCCCAGAGACGCUGUCUUCGAUGAGUCUCGUGUCUCAGCGGUUCCACAAAUUGGUCACCACACCACACGCGUGGCGCAUCGCGUUUGCCAGAUACUUUCCCGGUGCGGAAGCGUUGGGUGCUGGGUCAAGCAAGGUGGCACAAGAGUCGGUAUCUGAUGUUGACAGAGCACAGCGCAGAUCGUUCACGCGGCUGUCAGCCCUUUCUUCAUGGAGAAGCGAGUAUAUCCUUCGAACACGAUUGCUGCGUUCUCUAGGCCGCGGCCGGCCCGCAAUCGAAGCAAUCUCUCGGUCCGGUGCAUCCCGUCACGCCAGCAGUGCAGCUGCAGCUGCAGUCACUACCUACGCAUCCGGCUUGUAUUACCCAGUCAGCCAUUUGCACGCUACAUUUGGGGUGGGCUUGAACAAGAAGCAGCCGUUGUUCAUGCAUGGGGCUGUAGAGCAAGGAGCUGUCACUGUCAGCGACCCGGCUAGUGGGAAACCGGGCGCCUGGGGCCUGACGGAUUUCGAUGCUUUCAAACACUUUGCUGAUCAGUUCCCCGGCGAGUUGCCUUAUGGUCUGGGUCCCGGGAAUGUGGUUGGGAUGGCCAAUGUCAUGGAUCUCAGUCAGCCUUAUGGGAAAGUGUAUGGAGAGGCUUGUCCUGGCGGCCGUGUCUUCUACACGUCUACUAGCGAGCAGCGGGGCCGAUUCGUGUCCAUCUCCUCGAUGGCCAACCAUGCUCUCGGCAUCCCUGAAACAACCAUGAUCGGCUGUGCUGUUUGCUCGGUCUGGAUUGCCAAGUCCGAGUCUGUUCUCAAGGCCACCAGUGGCAUAUUCGGCUUUCUUGCAGGAUUCUCGAAUGGAGUUCUGGCAGCAUAUGCCCUUGGUGUCAAUCCAGUCCAUGAUCGCCGCUUCGAAAAGGGAGAACUUACAGCCAAGUGGGUCCUCUGUCCAGGUGUCCCAAUCAUUGCAAUUUGUGUCGAUGAAAGGUUCUCUGUUCGGAGAUCAUCUUCACAUCGAAUUUGGGCAACUGUUCUGAAUGCUCUCGGAGAGGUGUUCUACCUCACAGAUGCUCCUACCCGGCCAGACUUUGUCGGCAAAGCUUCGCCCGAAGAGCUUGAUCGCCUGGCUUGGAGAACGGGGAGAAGUGUACAAUGGUCAUUGGUCGAGGCUACACGACGCGCCGCGAAACCAGACCCCUUUGGCACAGCCAAGGUUGAUGGCAGUUACAGCCCACGCAUCUCGGGUGACGAGUGCGGCUUGAGCAAAGACCAAAUCGUCGCUGAAACCAAAGAGGUCGAAGAAUUCCUGCGGUACAAACCAAAGCACUUUCAGAACAUUUGCAACGGGUGGGAUAUGCAGCGACGACUGAUCUGUGAUUUCGCUGGCGACGAUGGUGCGAAUGCAGGGGAGUCAGUCUUCGUCGUAGAUUGUGGUUUGUAUGGGAAUAAUGUGGCUUCGGUACGCCGUUUCACUAGGUGCAUGACCAAGAUCGCCGUCGAUCCGGAGCUGGACAGCUGGCCCACCAUUCAGUCGACCAUCAAGCAGGCUUCGAUCUUUGGGACGGCAAGUCCAACGCAGCAGUCUCCGUAUUCCUCGCCGGCGCCGAGAAGUGUCCCCAGGUCGCGCACCUCCAGCCAAGAUGACUUGGGCUCGAGGACCCGAGAGAUUUGGCACCUGUCGAACUUCUCGUUCGCUGAACAUCGCAACAUUCACAUCUCAGCCUUGGCUUCUGACGAGUCGGAGUUCGCAACCCUGAACGUCAGUGAGGAUCCUCUGCUUGGAAUGUCUGGUGGCUCCAAUACGUCUUCUCCUCUUGCAUCCCCCCUGGGUCAUACUGGGACGGUAAGCUCGAGCUCGGAAAUACCUGGCCACCGUGCACGUCUUUUCGGAAUCGGUACGAUGUCUGGCAUUGUCAUGCUUUGGGACAUGCGUGCUAGCCUCUCCCCCAGCCCUGAGGUUGUCAACACCGUCUCACCAGUCAGGGUUAUAUACACAAAAUCUCCUCAGAUUGCAUCCCUUGCCCUCACUUCGCUGUACGUUGUGCAUGGUGGCAACGAAGGCCUGGUUCAGGCAUGGGAUCCUCUGGUGUCCACAGCUGAACCAGUCAGGACGCUCAAUUCUCGGUUCUCGGACCGGGCAAGACGGCGCAUCGCUCAAGCCGAAGCUUCUGUGCAGGGUGUUGGAAACAAUUACUAUGCUGCAGGGGCGAUAGUCCUCGAUCCGGAUCCGACAGUCUUGCGGGGUAUGGUUUCCUUGGGAUCUUAUGUCCGAUACUGGUCUUACAGCUCCACUGCCGCCGAUGCGUACAAGACGCGCAAGAGGGGUCAGCUGCGUCGCCGCUCAGAGCGUGGCAGCAAUUCUACGCCAGCCAGCCAGAAGGUCAGUGCAACGGGACGUGGACUGAUCAAGGACUACAUCAGCAAUGAAAGGCAUGAGAUGGAGCGGGAGAAGCUUGUCAGGCAGAAAGAGCUCGAACGUCUGAGCGGGCGAUUUGGCACCAAUAUCCUGGGCGAAGGGGCAAGCGAGGAAGAGCUACUGGCUUAUGCUACCAUGCUGAGCGAGGAGGCAUUUUCCAGCGACGAAAGGAAAAGGAAGGAGACCUAUGGCGGCAGCUCGAUUGCCUCGCCGAAUCCUUCCCAAAGCGGUGCGGAUAAUGCGGCUGAUGCGGCUGAUGCGGAGCUGGAGGAAGCCCUCCGAUUGAGUCUAUUGGAAAGCGAACAGGUAUCGUCGUCCCCUGCGAUGAGCGCCAGUGACUUCGACAUACCUAUCAGAUAUGCGAAAGGCUCAAGACAUGGUACGCCUUCGCGAAGUGGGAAGGCCGGGAGCAGCAAAGCAAAAGCAGCGGUGCAGGAGGAGGAUGACUUGGAGUUUGCCUUGCAACUGAGUCUCGCCGAGGAACAAAGCCGGAUGGCCAUGGACGAAGACUUUCCCAUGCUUUCCAAAUCCACAAGUGGUGGAUCGGAGGGAAGUGGGAAGGGAAAGGGCAAGUCUAGACGGCGUUGAGGAGAUGUCUACAGCGUUUCUUUCGGGGAGAUGAGGGUUCUUUGUUUUGCUACACUAUUCUCAUACAUGUUGUGGGACUCGGUUCUAUUCGUUCUUCAAUGCUCUCUAGUCUUAGAAAGCAGUGGUAAUUCAGGUAGAUUGAAUUUCUUCCUUCCAACCCAAACA